This is a messenger RNA of Angiostrongylus costaricensis, 588 nucleotides long. Lineage: Eukaryota; Metazoa; Nematoda; Chromadorea; Rhabditida; Metastrongylidae. The record is from the annotation of a GenBank genome assembly.
AUGCCUUUGAAGGCCGUCGUCACACUUGAUAAACAUCCACUACAGCGCCGAAAAAAUCGAUUAUUGGUUACGGUAUUUUCUAGACAGGAAACCGAAAAGAACAUGGUUCACUAUAAACUUACGUACUUCGAUGGUCGUGGGUUGGCUGAAUGUGCUCGCCAGCUAUUUGCACUUGCUGACCAGCCAUACGAGGAUGUUCGUCUGACUAAAGAACAGUUCGCUCCAUUGAAAGCAAGUUUGCCUUUUGGACAAGUGCCAGUGCUAGAGGUAGACGGGAAAGAACUAGCGCAAUCGCAGGCAAUCAAUCGCUAUUUAGCCAAGACUUUCGGGUUUGCUGGAAAGGACGCGUUUGAAGAAGCGGUAAUCAACUCACUGGUCGAUCUGUAUACUGAUUACAGAACUGAGCUUAAACCAUACUUCUAUGCACUUCUUGGCUUUGCGCCAGGCGACCUGGAUAAGUUGGCGAAGGAAACGAUGGUCCCAGCUCGCGACAAAUUUCUCGGAUUCGUUACGAAAUUUUUAAAGAAAAAUGCUGAUAGCGGUGCGCUCAUAACAAGACUUUUAGCUGCCUUGAAAACUUACAUUUAA